GAAGGCAACAAAAGUUCAGUCUACAGAGUUGAGACAUCUAUGGCCAUGGAGGAAAAAAAGAACAUUACGGAAACCAAUUUUGCCCCAGACCCAGGGGGGACAGGAACAACACAAGAUGCCCCACGUGACCCAAGCCCAGAGAAAAUUAUCAGCAGACAGCUGACUGAACAGGGCCGUUUUGCAUAUGCUGCGCUCUGUGGUGUCUCUCUGGGCCAGUUGUUUGCUGGACCUGAAAACAGAGUUUUCAGGGAGCAGUAUCUACAGGGCUUGGUCCGCUGGCUGGACCUGGAUGAGUCAGUGAUGCCGGUUAUGGGGGCUUUCCUGUCAGGCCUGGGCUUCGAGGGCUCCGACACCUUCCUCUCCACCCUACAGGCCGAAACACUACUUGCUGCUGGGGCCACCCCCAUCAUACAGGAUCUGGUGUCUUUUUCUGUCAAAGACGGCCAGUAUGAUGCCAGAGCGAGGGUUCUCAUCCGUCAUGUCAGCUGUCUGCUACGAGUCUUUCCACAGCAGCUGGAGGAGUUUGAGGAAACACUGGGCGAGAGGCUGAGAGAAGCGGAAGCGGGAGAGGAGAGCGAAGAGGAGUCUUCCCGGCGGCUGAGGAGAGAAAGAGGGCGAAAGUUACGACGCUACCUCCUGAUUGGACUAGCCACUGUGGGCGGAGGAACUGUGAUUGGUGUGACAGGUGGGCUGGCAGCCCCCUUGGUGGCAGCAGGGGCCAGUGCUGUGCUGGGGGCUGGAGGGGCUGCUGCUCUGGGCUCAGCCACUGGCAUUGCAAUCAUGGCCUCCCUAUUUGGAGCAGCAGGAGCUGGAUUGACUGGCUAUAAGAUGAAUAAGUGUGUUGGGGCGAUAGAGGAAUUUGAAUUCCUGCCACUGAGCUCCGGGAAGCAUCUUCACCUGACCAUCGCAGUGACAGGGUGGCUCUGCAGUGGUAAAUACAGUUCGUUCCAGGCCCCGUGGUGCAGCCUGGGCGAGUGCGGGGAACAGUACUGCCUGGUGUGGGAGUCACGUUUCCUCAGGGAUCUGGGCUCAGCCAUGGCUUCUCUGUUGGAUGGGCUAGUCAGCAUGGUGGCCCAGGAAGCGCUCAAGUACACAGUGCUCUCAGGCAUCGUGGCGGCUCUGACGUGGCCGGCGUCUUUGCUGGCAGCAGCCAGCGUCAUUGACAACCCCUGGUGUGUUUGUCUGAACCGCUCAGCUGAGGUGGGGAAACACCUGGCACAGGUUUUGAGAAGCAGACAGCAGGGGAAGCGGCCUGUCAGUCUCAUAGGUUUCAGUCUUGGGGCCAGAGUUAUCUACUACUGUCUGCAGGAGCUUGCCAAUGACCAAGGUAGUGAAGGAGUAGUGGAGGAUGUAGUCCUCUUGGGGGCCCCUGUGGACGGCUCUGAAAAGGCCUGGGAGAGAAUGACCAGGGUAGUGGCUGGAAAAAUAGUGAACGGCUACUGCAGAGGGGACUGGCUCCUGGGGUUCUUGUAUCGAAGUUCAGCUGCACAGCUGUCUGUUGCUGGGCUACAGCCAAUCAACAUCCAGGAUCGGCGUAUAAUCAAUGUGGAUCUUUCCUCCGUGGUGAAAGGUCACUUGGACUACAUGCGUCAGAUGGACACCAUCUUGGUGGCAGUAGGACUUCCCACCAAAGAAGUCCCAGGAGCCUUCUUUGCUCUUCCUCAGCCUGUAACAAUUACAAAGGGAACAGUGGCUAUCCCUGACCAAACCCCCAAUGAGCGACAAGUGACUGAGAAACAAAACCAAGCUGAGGAGGCUGAAACUUGUACAGAAGAAAGUGGAAACGUGAAAGAGGUGGCAGAGACAGACGAGAUGGGUGACGGUUGGGAUAUCCCUGAUAUUUCAGACCUGCUGGACUCAUUAAAUGAUACAGAAUCAGAGAGUCAAAUCGGAGUCAGCAACAAUUUACCACUUACUUCUGAGGAGAAUGCCACUAAUGACGACACAGCAUCUGCUUUUACUGUGUGUGACGAUGUAGAGGGGGCUGACAAUGAACACAUAUCAUGGAGCUGGGAUGAUACACGCUGGACUAUAGAGCACACACACAAACAAAGGCAGCCAGACUUGUAAAGAGCAUGUUACAGGACCAGCUGCUUCCCUGUAAAAUCUCAUCUUCUCAAGUUUUUUUCAGCAUCAAAGCUUUGUUGGAGAAAAUAUUCAUUCCAUUCUCAACAUACUAACAUGCCAGAGACGGCUAGAGUCAGUGCACACAUAUGGCAGCCUCAAGUGAAAAGCCCCUGAAUUAACUGCUUUGUUUUACCCCUAAAUGUUUUUUAGACUAAUGUAUUAAUUUAUAACAAUUUAGAAAAUUGUAAAUGAAGUAGAUUUUUUACAAACUGUACAUAGUGUCAUCAUUUAUUUUCUAAACCCGCUGUGAGAUCAAAUACUUGUAAAUAUUACUUGUGUUUUUCAGGUUUUAGAGGAUGCUACAAAAUAGGUGAUAUCUCUGUUCCUCUCAUGCUUCUCAUUUUCAUCACUUGGCUUGGUUGCUAUGGAUAUUAUCACAGUAAUUUGAUUUCCAUAUGGCCCGGGGGCAAUUCAGUGAAUGUGGCUUCUUCAAGGUCUUUCUUUUCUCUAUUCCACCCAUACCAAUGUGAAGCGCUGCUUACUAUAGAGUUUAGUUACAUUGUAUACUAGCACUGAUAAUUACAAAUAGUCUUAACCCUGAUUUUUGUUUUUGUUUUGGUAAUGCACCUAUAUCAGUUUAUUCAACCAUAUUUCAUAAUUGGAAAGAAACACACAAUUUAAGAUAGAACAAGGGUGGAGCUUACUGAAUAUGUGUCCAUAGACAUUUUUCUGUGCCCAUAAAGAAUUAAUUUUAAAUUUGAUUCUUUUUUAUUUCUCUUAGGCCUUAACCUCUUAACUCAAGGAAUGUUUUAUGAGUCUCGAUACUUGCCUUGAAUCACUUUUCCACCAUAAACCCUGACAUAAUAUA
Molecule: messenger RNA, 2935 nt
Organism: Siniperca chuatsi (mandarin fish)
Lineage: Eukaryota; Metazoa; Chordata; Actinopteri; Centrarchiformes; Sinipercidae
Gene: tmco4
Product: transmembrane and coiled-coil domains 4
Exons: 14
Coding region: 40-2070 (676 amino acids)
Source: RefSeq, a predicted model, not a curated record